Molecule: messenger RNA, 1497 nt
Organism: Aphanomyces astaci
Lineage: Eukaryota; Oomycota; Saprolegniomycetes; Saprolegniales; Verrucalvaceae
Exons: 3
Coding region: 1-1497 (498 amino acids)
Biological process (GO): transmembrane transport
Cellular component (GO): membrane
Molecular function (GO): antiporter activity; xenobiotic transmembrane transporter activity
Source: RefSeq, a predicted model, not a curated record
AUGGAACCUUCGACCCAAUUGACCACAACAGGUGAACUCCAAGCCCUCGUGACCCUCGCCGCCCCCAAAUGCAUAUCCAUCCUCAGCUUCUAUGCGCUCUCGAUACUCGAGCUCAUAUUUGCAGGGCACCUCGGCACGGCUGAAAUGACCGCCGUCGCGUUCUCGCAAAUCGUGUUCGACUUCACCAUCAUCGUGUUUACCCAAGGCUUCAACAAAGGCCUCAACGCACUGGGGUCGCAAGCGUUUGGGGCCAAGAACUUGUUGCUGCUCGGUCGAUACGCCCAAAUGGGCUGCCUGGGCGUGACCGUCGUGACGUUGCCGUUGGCAUUCUCGUGGUGGUUUGUCGGCGAUCUCCUGCGCUUGUUCGGCGUGUCUCCCGCCAGUGUCGUCUUGGCCCAACAGUACUCGAAGCUGUCCACGUUGUGGCUGUGGCCGCGCCUGAUCUACCAGUACCUGACUGUGUACUUUGACUCGCAGCAGAUCGUGUUGCCCACGGCGAUCGUGUCGGUGUCGUUCGUGGUUGUGCACGUGGGUAUGAAUGUGCUGGUGGUGUUUGGUGUGCCGUCGUGGGGAUGGGCGGGGUUGGGGUUUGCGGGGUUGCCCAUCGUCAUGUGCAUUACCAUGUACGGUCGGCUGGGGGUGUACUUGCUGUACAUGAUGUGGUACCGCCAGCACCAUGCAAAGUCGUGGGUGUGGAACUUGGAGUUUUGUCAAGCCAAGUACAUUAUCCCCCAGGUUCGCGUGGGGCUUCCAUUGGCAGUUGGGCAAGUGUUUGAGAACUCGCAGCUGCAAAUGAUGGCGUUGAUGGCGUCAGUGGUUAGCGAGGUGUCGCUGGACUCGCACAACUCUAUGAUCAUUCUGCUGCUCUUCCUCACGAGUCCCGUCAACGCUCUGUCUGCCGCAGGUGUCAUUCGUAUGGGAAUGUACUUGGGAGGGAACCAACCUCAACGAGCCCAGCGCCUCAGCCAGAUGGUCAAGAACUGCAUCUUCACCGUGGCUGUCGUGAAUUCCAGCAUCCUCAUGCUGAAUCGAGAUGCGAUCGGUCCAAUGUACUCGGAUGACCCUGAAAUUUGGGAUGCCAUGACUGAAAUUUGCACCCUCGGGGCCCUAGGCUACAUGAUCACGUCACUGUUCUACUCCGCCAGGGCAACGUUGAUGGCCCAAGCACGGGCAUUCCCUAUCAUGGGUACUUACAUGUACAUCGCAAAAUGUGUGUGUGUUUGCAUCGUUCAUGGUGGCUGUUGUGUAGUGGCAUACUUCUGUGGCGCAUGGCUCGUAGGGAUUCCUGCAGCGUACGGUAUCGGAAUUCUACAGCAAGCUGGUUUGGUUGGCAUUUGGAUUGGCAUGGCGCUGGGCCACAUCGCAACAACAACCAUUGCGUUGCAUGCGUCUGGGAGUUCUGAUUGGGGUGACGAAGCGGCUCAAGCUGUGUAUCGAAGCAACGAAAAGUCGCAACUAGUCCAGGGCGAGGCCGUAGCUUUACUCGAGCGGCUAUAA